AUGCACACAAAAUUCAUGGGAGAUAUGAACGCAAAAAUAGGAUAUCCAGAACAAAACGAACAAUUAGUAAUGGGAAAUUUUGGCUAUGGCACAAGAAAUAAAAGGGGGGAAAUAUUUAUACAUUUUUGUCUACAACAUAGAUUAAAAAUAGCAAAUACUACGUUUAAUAAGCCAAAUGGACUAAGGUGGACCUGGAAAACUCCGGAUGGAAAGUCACAAAAUGAGACAGACUUCAUAGCAACAAAUAUAUCAAAAACCUUAGAAAACUUUACCGUGAUAAGUAAACUACAUCAUCCCAGCGACCACAGAAUGGUAAGAAUUACUAUGAGCGUACAAAAUAACAAAGAAUCCCGAGUCCACUACAGCAAGGCAACAACGAACACUGAGCUAAACAAUACAGACGAAGAAUCACCCUCAUUGUCUGACUACGAUGACGACAUACAAAAAAUAAACAACAAACUAAAGAAAACUCUAAUAAAAUGCUCUACGAAAAAUUGCACAGAAAAUAAAAAUGAAGUAAUCAUAUCACAAGAAAUAAAAGAAUGGAAGUCAGAAAACCAUAUACUUAAAAAUAAGAAAAAUAAAAUCAAACAAGAAAAGGAAAGUUAA
This is a messenger RNA of Parnassius mnemosyne (clouded apollo), 609 nucleotides long. NCBI's taxonomy places the organism in Eukaryota, Metazoa, Arthropoda, Insecta, Lepidoptera, Papilionidae. The record is from the annotation of a GenBank genome assembly.